AGAAGCAGAGAGAGUGAGCGCAGCUACAUUGCACCCAACUUAACCAGCAAGGGAUCCUGCUUGGUGAAAACUGCAAGACUGGACCAGCUUCCUCCACCAGCAUUGGGCUACAUAAUGGCAGCUACAUGGAACCAGGCUCAAGCUGUAGUAAGACCAGAAGUGAACCAUCAAGAAGUAGAAAAGGUGAGGGAGAAGAUUGAGAUGUUGGAUUUGGGUGCCAUCAACUGGGAGGAUUUCCUCAUGCCAGCACCAUCCUCUGUUGCCAUCCUGGGAGAAGUGGUGAGCAAUUCCAUGGAGCAGAAAGAAUUUAAAGAGCUUAAAUGUCUGUAUAAAUUGAGUACACAAGCAGAAAAUGCCUUCUCCAAUGCUGAUGCAAACAUAGAAAAUAUUUGCAUGUGGUUUGAAUGCCUCACAGAGAUGAUGAAAGAUGUUGUUAUAAAGGGGGAUUCAGUGGGAAUAGAUGAUCUCCAGUGCAAGAGAGAGCAAGCUGAGGCCCGUAAGUCUGCCAUUCGGAAGACAAAGGACAUGUUCUUGGACCUAAUAAAGGACCUCCAAAACCUGCUGGAUGCCUGGUCUAAGGGUAAAGAAAACUGUCUGGAUAGGCAGAGAGAACUGGAACAAGCUAUGGAGCAGAAGAAACUAAUACAUCAGAAGAUUGCCCAAGAAAAGCAGAACAAAGAAUUCAGGGAAAAGCAGGAAGAAGUGUCUGUUGGUCAGAUGAAGGCCGAUCCGAUCUUAUUAACCCCAGAUUUGAAGACUGAAGAUGUUAAAUCACAGAUACAGCAAAUGGGGGAAGAUUUGAUGAGAGACCAUGAUAAACAUAAGGACAGCUUUGAGACCCUCCUUAAGCUUAAGGAGAAGCAAAAGGAAAUUGAUGAAAAAAUUAUUAUGCUUAAGUACGAAGGAAACAUAGUUGCCUCUCUAGACUAUAAUCUGAAGGAACUGGAGAAGGUGAAGGAAAAGUGGGAGAAUAUGGGGAGUUUCUUCCAGAUGAUCUUCUACUUGAUUGACUCCUGCCUCUACUGGAUCCAGGAAUAUUCAGGUUCUAAUGAAAACAAACAACAGAUCGACCAAGCAUUCAAAGCUUUCAGAGUGGCUCACCUGGGGCAAGUGAUGUUAGAGACCUACACUAAAAUAAAUGAGAAGAAACUGUUCAGCCAAAUAAAAGAGAUCCUAUGUAUGAACCAUUCUGAUCCUCGUUUCUGCUCUAAGAAAAAGGAGCUAGAUGAAACUUGUAAGUUCCAGAAGACCCAGUCCAACCUGGUGCUGAAAAUGCAGGAGGAAUUUAAAAAGAAGUUAAAUAGCAUGGAGGAGAAGAUCAAGAAGACAGACUCAUACUGAACUCAUGAGAAGGCCUUAUCUACUAGCCCAAGCCAGACAAAGCUUCACAGUCAAGUGAUUUAAAGUUCCCACUUCUUCCUUCUAGAUUAUUUUUCUCCCUGAAGAUCCCAACCAGUUGUUCUCUCAAAGCUCCCCUCCAAGAAAGUUCUGCUCACUUCCACACCAACUCUCUGGAGAUGCAAGAACUAGAAGGCGUCUCGGGUCUCAUCUUAUCUACUCCUGUCAAUCACCACUACUGAGUUGUUCCCUUCAGACUAUAGCCCCAGGGCUUUAGCUUUCAGUGCCCCAGGGGAUGCAGUUCCCAUUCUUUUCUCUUCUUUUUUCUUUUUUUGUCCUCAUCCAGAGGAUUCAUCAAAGGUAGCAGAAUCCACACCUUCUUCCAAAAGCAGAAUGGGAACUGUGUGCCAGAAUCCAAAAUUAUGUAAUUUGGAAGACUGUGUAAUUGGAAACCACGUUGGACUAGCGGAGUGACCACAGCCCUUGCAGAUGGAAGCUGGACGCAGGGCAGGAAAUGGGUCACCUUUAUUAACCAGUCUACCAUGGCAAUAAUGGUGUCCUAACCCUGAGAUGUUGGGAGCUCUGUUUUAAGUCCAUGGUAAUAUGAGCUUAAGGUCUUUAAGGUGUCCCUGUGGGUAUGAAGAAUCUGAAUGAUU
Molecule: messenger RNA, 1994 nt
Organism: Alligator sinensis (Chinese alligator)
Lineage: Eukaryota; Metazoa; Chordata; Crocodylia; Alligatoridae
Exons: 2
Coding region: 115-1341 (408 amino acids)
Source: RefSeq, a predicted model, not a curated record